Molecule: messenger RNA, 4737 nt
Organism: Aspergillus saccharolyticus JOP 1030-1
Lineage: Eukaryota; Fungi; Ascomycota; Eurotiomycetes; Eurotiales; Aspergillaceae
Product: extracellular serine-threonine rich protein
Exons: 3
Coding region: 1-4737 (1578 amino acids)
Source: RefSeq, a predicted model, not a curated record
AUGAGGGUCAAAGCCUCUGUCUCUCUGCUGUCUCUCGUCGCAUUGUCACGGGCCUCAAGCCUGUGGUGGGACACCGAUGAGAGCUUCAGUAGCCCCGACAACACCGAGACCACCUGUUUUACGAAGCAGCAAGCAGGGUUCGACUGGUCCGACCUGGCUGUCGGUACCUCUCCGACCUAUGAAGGGUUCGAGUUCUCCGGCUUCUCCGUGAGCAACAACUUCAGCACUGCUUCCAGCGCCAAAUCCAUCGUUGGCAAGCUCACCAAGGACACCUCUUCGGCUCCCAAGAUCUCUGCAUCAAAGGACAAAGACUUCUCCGUCAGUGACCUUCAACUGGCCUCUUCUCGCGACACGGGCAUCCGCAUCGUUUAUGGCAUGGCCGACGGCACUAAGUGCAACGAUUUUGUUUCUGCCUCUGUCAAUGGAACCCUUGUCACUAAUGACCAGUGUGGCGGUGCCAUCUCGAUCAGCUUUCAAUUGGCCGAGGAUGCCCAAGUUGACGCCAGCUUGUUGAGCGUGUACAAAAUUGGAUUCGACUGCUCUUCUGGUAAGACGUCAACCAAUGCUCCCGGAGCUGCGUCGUCGCUGCAGGCAAGAGCCCACUCCGUGCAGCUCAUUCGUAAGGACCACCGGACUACUCCUGCAGCUGCUGUGACCCCUGCCCCGGAGGCGCCUGACAACAAGCUAACGACCUCGACAUUCUAUAUCACGAGUGAAAUUGUGAUCACUAGCUGUGGCCCAUCGGUGACUGAUUGUCCGGCAGACUCCACCACAGUGGUCACAUCAACGAUUCCUGUCUCGACUGCUGUUCAUUCUGUCACUGAGACCUCUGCAGCUGAGUCUUCGACGGAGAGCGUCCCUGACGUUCCAGAUCUCACCUCCACCAGCAGCGUGGACUCUAGCGUCGUUGUCCCUACCGAUACGUCUUCCAGUGAGACUGUCCCGACCGAUACAUCUUCCGGCAAGACUACGCCAGGUGCCACAUCGUCUAGCAGCGCGGUCCGCAGCUUCACAUCCUCUGACGAGAUCGUCCCAAGUGCCACGUCUAGCAGCACAACUAGUCUCACAUCUUCUAUCAGCGUGCCGUCGGGAAGCUCCCCUGUGGAAUUGCCUUCUUCUCACUUGAUCCAUACGCACAGUACCACCAGCGGACCUCUACCUGUCAUCACGCCGGGGCCUAGCCCCUCUGCUCCAGCUGUGGACAGGGUCACCGUUAUUACCUGGGUCACUGUGACAAGCUGCCCGGUCACCUCCACGGGAACGGUGAGCGGCCAGUUAACUACUUCGGUGGGCACUACGCUUUCCACUGUGACCAUGACCUCAACGUCGACUAUCUGUACUAGAUGCAUUACUCCAACCAGUGUACCCUCAGGCGUGGCACCUAUUUCUUCAGGCCCUGUCUCGUCAGCUCCUGUCAACACGCCUGGACCUAGUGCUCCUGCUUCAAGCGUUGAUGAGACCACAGUGAUUACCUGGGUGACAGUGACAAGCUGCCCGGUCACUUCCACCGGAACCGUAAGCGGCAAGCUGACCACUUCAGUGGGCACUACGCUGUCUACCGUGACCAUGACCUCAACCUCUACCAUCUGCACCAAAUGCAUUGCUCCAACCAGUGUCCCCUCAGGCGUGGCACCCAUUUCUUCAGGCCCUGUCUCGUCAGCUCCUGUCAACACGCCUGGACCUAGUGCUCCUGCUUCAAGUGUUGAUGAGACCACAGUGAUUACCUGGGUGACAGUGACAAGCUGCCCGGUCACUUCUACCGGAACCGUAAGCGGCAAGCUGACCACUUCAGUGGGCACUACGCUGUCUACCGUGACUAUGACCUCAACCUCUACCAUCUGCACCAAAUGCAUCGCCCCAAGUACCACUGUCCCAUCAGGUGUGGCACCCAUUUCCUCGGGUGCUAUCUCAUCCGCUCCUGCCAACACCCCAGGUCCAAGCGCGCCCAUUUCGAGUGUGGAUAAAACAACAGUGGUGACCUAUGUUACGCUAACUACGUGCCCAGUGACAGCCACAGUUUCCGAGGGUGGCUCUGUGAGCACUUCGGUGGGCACCACGGUUUCGACCGUCACGCUGACGUCUACUUCGACGAUUUGUACGAGGUGUAUUGCUCCCACCUCGGUCUCGUCGUCGACUCCUACCGUGACGCCGACUUCGCUUCUCACUUCGGUUGCCACGUCGCUCACGCUGCCUCUUCCAUCUUCCGUGGCUCCGGUCUCAUCGGGGCCUGCAUCGUCUGGUCCCUCGCCGUCUGGUCCUAUCUCAUCCGCACCCGUUCCAACAGGACCCGCUCCAACAGGUUCUGUUCCUAUUACCAGCGUGGAUAAGACUACUGUUGUCACAUACACCACAGUGACUACUUGUCCGGUGACAUCGACCGUUUCUGAAGGGGGUUCCGUGUCAACUUCAGUAGGAACCACUGUUUCUACUGUCACGCUCACUUCAACCUCGACUAUCUGUACCAGAUGUGUCGCGACAACCCUUCCCUCGGGUGUUGCGCCUGUCACUUCAGGACCGAUCUCAACGGGUUCCGCUCCAUCAGGGCCCGUUCCAUCAGGCUCUGUCCCUGUUACUAGCGUGGACAAGACUACUGUGGUCACUUACGUCACUGUCACCACCUGUCCUGUGACUUCAACAGUCUCAGAAGGUGGAUCCGUAAGCACAUCUGUAGGCACUACCGUCUCGACGGUCACGCUCACCUCAGUCUCAACCAUCUGUACCAGAUGUGUUGCGACCACACUUCCUUCCUCUGUGGCUCCUGUCACAUCCGGUCCAGUUGAAGCGACCACUUCAAGUGUGGACAAGACUACGCUUGUCACAGUCACGUCAGUGUCCAUUAGCCCGGUGACUACGACAAUCUCCGCUGGCGGAACUGUCUCUACCUCAGUGGGAUCCACGGAGUCGACUGUCACUAUCACAUCGGUGUCAACUAUCUGUACUAAGUGUAUCGCACCUACCACAGCUCCCUCCGGUGUGGCCCCUGUCACCUCGGGCCCCGUUUCGUCGGCUCUCUCAAGUGCUGAUAGCACUACAGUCGUUACAAUUACCUCAGUUUCUACUAGCCCUGUGACGACUACUAUCUCAGCAGGCGGGAGUGUGUCCACGUCAGUGGGCUCUAGUGAGUCGACCGUGUAUAUCACGUCCACCUCAACAAUUUGCACCCGAUGCAUUGCCCCCACGCCAGUACCGUCGGAUGUUUCGCCUAUUUCCUCUGAGGUGCGGAGCACGACAACGGUGGUCACUUGGGAGACUUUGACUACUUGCCCGGUCACGACGGUAAUCACGUCAAGUGGAGUUCCUGUCACAUCGGUCACAAGUACUAUCUCAACGGUGACUCUGACCUCGGUUUCAACCAUCGUAACAUCUGUUGCAGUUAGUGUGCCCUCUGUCCCGACCACUGUCAUUCCAGGCGGCCCUUCGGCAUCAACAAUCGUUGUUUCUGGUGUUUUCUCGACUCAGACAACUGUCGUCCCUGGUACCCCCUCGGUGCCAACAGCCGGUGUUCCUACUGUGAUUGUGACUACAUCGCCUGGUGCUCCUUCCGGUCCUACAGGUCCCUCAGGCGUCUUGCCUGUUUCUUCUCAAUCCGACAGCACAACAGCAGCUGCUCCCACCGUGACAACGGUCAUAGCGUCUGGUGGUUCCGCUGGUCCCACUGGAGUCUCUCCGGUAUCCUCCGAGCUCGAGAGCACGACUACACUCGUUACAUGGGAAACCUUGACCACAUGUCCAGUAACCACGGUCGUCACCUCAGGCGGUGUCCCUGUUACUUCAGUUACCAGCACAAUUUCGACUGUUGUUCUGACCUCUGUCUCGACGAUUUGUCCCAGAUGCUCGGCCGCUCCAACCGCUGUCGCUCCUGUAACAUCUGUUGAGAGCGUCACCACCGUUGUGACAUGGCAGACUGUGACGACAUGCCCCGUAACGACGGUAGUCACCUCCGCGGGACAGCCAAUUACCUCGAUCUCCAGCACUGUGUCCACAAUCACGAUGGUUGCAACAUCAACCAUCGCAAAGACGAUUGUUAUCCCAACAGGCGUUGCUCCUGUCACUGGCGUAUCCUCGCCGGUGCCAUCUGCCGCUUGUCCUAGCGUGGUCCCUAAGUGUAUCAACACCUGGUUCGAGCUGGUGCCGAAGUGCACCUCCAACACGGAUACAAGCUGCUACUGCCCCGCGGCGAAAUUCACCAAGAAGGUGAUCGAGUGCGUCCAAGCAUGGGGUUCGUCCGCAUCAGAAGUUCAAGCUGGUCUCUCAUGCUUCACCGGCAUCUGUGCGGCCUAUGUCCCCCAAAAUCCUGGCAUCGUCACCAAUAUUCCGUCCAGCAUCACCCUAGGCCCAACCCCUGUCCCCAGUGCCGUUGCUCCUAUCAGUGGCCAAGCCUCUCACUCAGGCAACACUGCUAAGCUGACCAGCGGACCCGCUGUUGCGCCGUCUGUUCCCUGCACCACAAUCACCUACUCUACCUGGACGGUGACCGUGCCGCAGGUCGUCUUUACGACUGCGACAGCCAGCUCGCAGACAAGUAUCGGCCUGGUCCCAGGGGUAAGCUCGACUCGGCUGCCGAACCCCUGGCUCCUGUCCUCAUCAGCCUGGGCGUCGCGCUCGGGCAGCCCGACACCAACUCCGACCCCAUCGCCGAGCUACACGCCCUUGUGGUCGAACACCGGCGUGACGCUGGGUGUAUCCUGGACGUGGUGGCUAGCAGUUGCUGUUGCUACAGUCUUAGGAUUGUGGUGA